Molecule: messenger RNA, 831 nt
Organism: Nerophis lumbriciformis (worm pipefish)
Lineage: Eukaryota; Metazoa; Chordata; Actinopteri; Syngnathiformes; Syngnathidae
Source: RefSeq, a predicted model, not a curated record
AUGGAUGCACACGGGCCAAACCACAUACGCGUACGUUUGCACUUUGACUAUCCGCCGCCGGCGGUCGUCGAUUUUCGCAUGUUUUGGCUUCUCGUGGACUUAAACAAGUGCCGUAUAGUGUCCGACCUAGAGAGCACAAUCAGAGAUAAAUUUGAGUUCAGUCGUCAAAGCUUGAUCAGCCUCUUCAUAGAGGACUGCUACCUGCUACACACGGAAAGCAUUCAUGUUGUGCGUGAUAACGACAUACUCAGAGUGAAGGUUGAGUGUGUUCCUCACCUGGAUGGGCACAACCACAAUCCAAAUACAAGCCAAAACUGCAAAAAGAGACGGAGACAGUCACUGAGCGAGCCAAAUAAUAGUGGUGAAGAUGCUACGUGUUUGAACAAAAAGAUUAAGAAAAAAAGUAAGGAGAUUUUGAAAGUGGACACCAUAUCCCUGUAUGCCAGUACGCCUGACAGGACGCGCUGGCACAUCCACAAACCGCAGAGGAAUGACACUGAAAGUGCUUCAAGAGAUUACAGUGCAAUGCCGCUUCUCGCUGCCCCUCCACAGGUCGGACAGAAGAUUGCGUUUAAGCAGCUGGAGCUUACUGAGAAUUAUACACCUGAGGUAUCAGCAUACAAGGAGGCUAUGAUUGUGAGCUUUGACCCAAUCACGAAGCAGGUUGAGCUCGAACUGCUUUCUGUCGCACAAGCCCCUUCUGAGCCUGGAAAGUUUGACCUGGUGUAUCAGAACCCAGACGGAUCAGAGCUUGUAGAGUACGCUGUGUCCAGAGAAUCCAGGGUUGCUGAACGAUGGGACUCUCUGCUGGAACCAAGGCUGAUAAUUUAA